AAAACAGGGAUGAGUUAUCAGUAGAAAUAAAUUCAACAAACGAACGGUUAUUUAUGAAACAUCCGAUCAAGCGCCACUACCUUCGCGAGAUGCAGUUCACUUUUUUUUAGUUCAUCUUUGCACAAAGAUCAGUGAAGUUUCCUUCAGAAUCAAAAUGCCACUCGACGAGAUUGGAACCAGAAGCUCCGUUUUUCUGGCCACUGGAGUUGGUUUGGCCUCAGCCACCGGUUAUGGACUUUACAAAUAUCUAGCAAACUACUGGGACAAUCAACCGCCUCAAAAAUGGCGCCAGGUGGGCGAACUAGCCGAUCUCUACAUCUACCCGAUCAAGUCCUGCGGAGCAAUCCGCGUUACCCACAUGGAUUGCACCAUCAUUGGCCCAAAGCUCGGUCUGCUGCGAGAUCGCAUCUUCAUGGUGACCAGAACCGACGGGACUUACAUCUGCGCCAGAACCUUUCCCAAACUGCUGCUCAUUCAGCCCUCGUUUAACGAGCAGUUCGAGCAGAUGACCCUGUCCGCCCCGGGAAUGCCGGACAUAACCGUGCCCGUUAACGAUCUGUUCUCCGUGGACCCCGUCAAGGCCUGGGUCUGGGGUCAGCCCGUAACGGCGACCGACUGCAGCGAAGAGCUGGCCCGUUGGAUAUCGCGAUUCGUGCUGAACGAAGAGUCCGGCUUGCGGUUGGUAUUCUACCCGUUGGAUAUUCCGACGAGGCCGGUUCGCGAGAGGCAGCAUGUCAAGCUGACGGCCCGGGACACCGGAGCGUUGCACAACUCGACCAGCUUCAUGCUGCUGACGGAGGCUUCCGUCGGGGAUUUGAACCGGCGGCUGCAGAAGCCCGUUACGGCGCAGCAGUUUAGGCCGAACUUUGUCGUGAAGGGACCGGGCGCGUUCGAGGAGGACGACUGGAAGUGGAUCAAGAUUGGGGAGACGGUGUACCGGAACGUUAAGCCGUGUAACAGAUGCUCUGUCAUCACUGUCGACCCAGAAACGGGAGUUCGAAGCAACGAAAAUGAACCAAUGAAAACGCUGAAAACGUAUCGAAUGAAGCCGGGUCUUGAAACUCCAGUAAUGGGUAUGCAGAUGGGUAUCCGGAUUGAAGGGACUGUCCAGGUCGGAGAUGCAGUUUACGUUGGAUACUGAGAAAUAUUUAAAUGUUUAAUAAAGUUUUAAUGGGAAAUCUUA
Messenger RNA from Culex quinquefasciatus (southern house mosquito), 1183 nucleotides. RefSeq names its product mitochondrial amidoxime-reducing component 1. Lineage: Eukaryota; Metazoa; Arthropoda; Insecta; Diptera; Culicidae. The record is from RefSeq and is a predicted model, not a curated record. Bases 155 to 1141 code for a protein of 328 amino acids. The transcript is spliced from 5 exons. Gene Ontology annotation, molecular function: molybdenum ion binding; catalytic activity; pyridoxal phosphate binding.